This is a messenger RNA of Paramecium tetraurelia, 438 nucleotides long. RefSeq lists its product as uncharacterized. NCBI's taxonomy places the organism in Eukaryota, Ciliophora, Oligohymenophorea, Peniculida, Parameciidae. The transcript has a single exon. The record is from RefSeq and is a predicted model, not a curated record. The annotation marks the transcript as partial.
AUGUAGAAUUUAACUUAUGCAACUUUGGAAUAAACAUUGUAAUUAAAAAAACAUUUUACUACGAUUUAGAAGUUAUUGAAUAAGCUAGGAGAAUAGUUUUAAAAGUGUUUAUCUGAUUCAUUAAAAUAAAUUGAGGAGAUUUUAAAUUAAAUAGAUAAUGGUGAUUAAAAUUAUUAAAGAUUACUGAGUUUUUAUAAUAAACCAAGUGAAAUCUCUUCAAUUGAUUUGGAAUUAAUUAUUAGGUCAAUUCACUAAAAUAAAUUAGAAAAAUGGAUUAUUGACAAAGAAUUGUUGAUAAAUCCAAUAAUAGAUAUGAAAUGCUCUAUUGAAUAGCAUUUUAGAAAUUUUUAAACAAAAAUAUCUGAAUAAUUAAAAUUACUUUCCUCAAAUAAAGUAUUAUCAAGUAUUAUUAUUCUAGUUUAAGCAUAAAAGAAAACA